Messenger RNA from Nylanderia fulva, 3487 nucleotides. RefSeq names its product TWiK family of potassium channels protein 7. Gene Ontology annotation, molecular function: outward rectifier potassium channel activity; potassium ion leak channel activity. The record is from RefSeq and is a predicted model, not a curated record. Gene Ontology annotation, cellular component: plasma membrane. Gene Ontology annotation, biological process: potassium ion transmembrane transport; stabilization of membrane potential. NCBI's taxonomy places the organism in Eukaryota, Metazoa, Arthropoda, Insecta, Hymenoptera, Formicidae.
CGCGGGCACUUCGCGAGUAGUUCGCGACAGUUCGGGUGACAUAUACGCGUGUGUUUCGUCCCGCGUGAUGGGAUCGUAUACUUUAUGGGACCGCGUUUGAACGAUUAAUCGAUGCGUUUGUCCCGCGAGCUUAACGCAUCGGUCGUUUCGAUCGAUCGGGAUCGCGAGAAACACCGGCGAAAACUUUUCGGAGCGUCCAUCGAUCGUCAGUGCGUUCCCGUAGUUUCAUUCCAUUAAGAAAUUUUUUGAAGACUGUGUGCGGCAAAGAGUCUCUUUGGUAACGAGCAUCUACGCACGAUAAAAUACGCGUGUUCAUUAAACCGAAUCCUGUUAUGAAAAUGGGAAGAAUCGCGUAUGGACGCGCGUUGAGUAUCGUCGAGGCGUUUUAUAUGCACGAUUUCAUCUACGUACUAUGCGUGUAAGCGAGACGCGUGAGUAGAGCCUAUACGGCAAUUGAAUUUUGCAAUGGCUCGAUAAUUCGCAAUUAAACCAUCUACUCGACAUUGUUGUACAAUGAAUGAGCUCGCGUGUACGUGCAAAAGAGGCCACGGCCGAUAACCGAUAAAAAUGUCUUCUUUUAAAGAAGCACAUUUAAAAACUACAUAGUUAUAUACUCGCGCGAUAGUUGUGUGUUAUUAAUGAUGAAUUUUGUGCGAGGAUGAACAUUAUACGGUAGAAAAUGUUACGACUGAAUUAUGGUGAUAUGUGGAAAUGAACGUGUGACAAGUUUCGCCAGCGAGAGAGACAGCGUGCUAGUGACAUUGUGUCAGUGUAGAAUCUCAAGAUAAUUUCGAGACAGUGUACUACCAAGUGCAUCUUUAAUUCCUGCGGCUUUGUGUGCGGACUUCGAGAAUUGGAGGGACGAAUAUUAUCGCUGUGCAUCUGUUCAUAAGGUGGUGGCGGACAGACUCGUGGGAAUUUAACAAAACGCGAAUUCUUCCUACAAACUUCGCAGAUCGAGCCCAGUGAAGUAUGAAAGUGGCGACGUUCCUGAGCUUCAAGAGAGAGAGAGAGAGAGACCCGGAAGACAACGCGCGAUUUAUUUACAUGCAGCAAACGCAGGCGCUCCACAUGCGGAGAGACGCAAAUAAAUUAUUGGUUCGACUUCGCUCGAGCUAAUCGGCUUUCGCGACGUGCGGAAAGUCCGAGUCUUUAUAAAGAACCGUCGUCCCGAUGGUGCAUUAAAAAGGACGCGGGAAAUUCAUCGAAGACGAGGGGAUAGAAUAAGGGAAGAGCGGUAAAACAUUCAGCGCCACCAUCAUGGAUGUACAUCGAGCUUACUUAUUACGGAAAUCCAGUUUGUUGGAAUGAGGCUUUCAAGUUUCUAUCGCUCGUCGUACUCCACCUUCUUCCGCUGCCAUUCGUUCUUCUUUUUUUUGCGCCUCGAGCAGAAGAAAAGAUGGGAAAGCUGAAAACUGGGUGGCUUCCCGUUCAGAUGCCGGAACGAUCGUGCCACGGAAAAAUGACGGAAGUGUACGGGCGACGUAUGAUCGAGCCCUUUGCCGGCAGAGAAUCCUUCCAAGAUAUCAUCCAGUCGAGCGAUUUCGACCGCACGUCGUAAUAAGGAAACGACAGUGACGAAAAUCAAAGUGACAUUUGUCGAACGACAUCGACGAAUUCGAUUGACGAGCGAAGAAAUGCGGAAUCCGUCCCUCUAAAGAUUAUUGCUGGCGCGAAAUUUCAAUCAUGCAUCCGUGGCGAUUGAGUUUACGGGAUUCGAGGACGCGCGUAAGGAAAAAAAAAUCUUCCCACAAACUUUCAUCUCUCGCUCGUCAACAACGAUAAUCCGAGAUAUUUCGACGAGUGAUUGUAGUUGUAUGCAAACGAGUAUAGUGAACGAAAGCUGCGAGUUUCGAAAAAAAAAACAUUCAACAACAAUAAAGUGUAAAACGCGAGUGAUAUGUCAACGUGGUCGUUAAAAAUAUUUCUCGUCUUUUAAAAACUGUUAACUUACUGCGAAAAUAAGCGAAGGGUGGCAAAUGCGUGCAUGCAUCGACGUAUCCGACGACGAAGUUGACGGUGGCAGGUCCCGGUGACUUCGUAGAUAGAAAAAGGAGGAGAGGAUGGAGAAGGAUAGGCAUUACCGAGCUUACGAGGGCUUCAAGCCGGCGAACAAUGGCAAUACCUCGUCUCUGAAGAGAUCGACCUCGGAACGCUCCAAGGCGUAUCAGUCUCGUCAAGUGAGAUGUCUGUGUUUCGGCGGUGUGCCGGACAAGGCCAGCCAGCACUCUUUUUUGAAGGGUUUUAUGAUAAACCUCGGGAUAUGCGCCCUUCUGGUGGCCUAUACCCUCCUGGGCAGCUUUAUCUUCCUGGCUAUCGAGGGCGGAGCCGACGUUGGCUUACAACAGAGAACUCUCGCCACAACGAUAGCCGGAAAUCAGCAUACCAGGAGAAACACCAGUGCUUGGCUGAAACAACUUAAUCACGAGGCCCGAGCAAAGACCGUAGAGAGCAUAUGGCAAAUCACGGAGCAUUUGAACAUUCUCUAUCGUGAGAACUGGACGAGGCUGGCUGAUCAGGAGAUCGCGCGGUUUCAGGACCAACUGGUGAAAAGGAUCACGGAGGACAUGAUGGCGACUCAGAAUGCCGGGACUUAUACCGGGAGUUCUACCAGCGAGACCGUAACGGAACGCCGUGUGCCGGAGUACGAAUGGAACUUUGCAAAGGCGUUCCUCUAUUCCCUGACAGUGCUCACCACCAUCGGAUGCGGAAGUAUCGCACCGAAGUCCACUUGGGGUAAAGUCGCUACCAUGGGCUACGCCAGCCUCGGGAUACCUUUGACUUUGGUUUAUCUGUCCAGCGCAGGAGGUCUUUUAUCGAGAUGCGCCAGAGGUGUUUUCACGCGAGCUCUUUGCUGCUGUCUUUGUUCGAAUUGCGGCUACUGUUGCUACGACGAGAGGCGGAUGCAGGAGAAGGAGCGACGGAUGAGAAAAAAGCGGCAGCAGGAGGAGCUGGCGCAGCAACAGCAGCAGCAAUUGCAAUUGCAGGAACCCUUUUACGUUCGCGCAAAUGCAUCGACGUUCACAAGUACCGUGGAAAUUAAGGCCAGCCCGAAGGAUGAAGUAUCCAGCCUCGGUUCAGGCGACAGACCCAAUGUCACUAUACUCGCGCCAAUCAGUAUUUGCCUUGGAGCGAUGUUAUGUUACAUCGUUGCCGGAGCAUUCACUCUGCACAAAUUGGACGGUUGGUCAUUUGUAGACGCGAGCUAUUUCUGCUUCAUGAGCCUGAGCACCAUCGGUUUCGGCGACAUGGUACCCGGUUCUUAUCCUCGUCACACCCUCGCCGACUCGAGAAACGUGACGGUGUGGUUCUGCUCGUGCUACAUAAUGUCAGGAAUGGCACUGACAGCGAUGUGCUUCAACAUCCUCCACGACGAGAUCGUCCAUCGGCUGACUCACCAGCCGGAUAAACCAGAGCCAGUGAAACCAAGCCCAUCCGUGGACGAGCUAUCGACGGACCCGUUUGCGCUGACCUCGUGACAAUUUCC